AUUUAAAUCCAGAAAAAAUAAAAGAAAUUAAUUUAAAAAAUAAUAAGCUUUUAGCCAGAGAUCUAACUUGUUUUAGCAACUUUGUUAACUUAGAAAAGAUAUCAGUAGAUGGCAGUUUUUAUGGAAGUCUUGAACCUUUGAAAAACUUGACCAAAUUAAAAUUCAUAACUAUUGCUGGCACUAAUAUUGACAGGGGCUUAGAAUACUUACCAAUUGGCGUAAAAAGUACUGGUCUUAUUCGCACAGGGUUUUGUCCUCCAUCUCUGCAUCCUUCUUACGAAAAUUUGGGUUGUAAGAAAAUUUUUAAACAACUUGAAAAGUAUACAGAAUUAACCGUUAAAUAUCUUUCAUCUUAUCAAUUCGAUGGAAAUGAAGGUUUAAUAGCAUCGUAUUCUGAAGAUCGUGCUUUAGAUGCUUGGAGAAUAGAAAAU
Molecule: messenger RNA, 431 nt
Organism: Racocetra fulgida
Lineage: Eukaryota; Fungi; Glomeromycota; Glomeromycetes; Diversisporales; Gigasporaceae
Source: the annotation of a GenBank genome assembly